Hibiscus syriacus is the source of this 1461-nucleotide messenger RNA. RefSeq names its product probable protein phosphatase 2C 75. Gene Ontology annotation, molecular function: protein serine/threonine phosphatase activity; cation binding. Gene Ontology annotation, cellular component: cytosol; nucleus. The transcript has 4 exons. Lineage: Eukaryota; Viridiplantae; Streptophyta; Magnoliopsida; Malvales; Malvaceae. The record is from RefSeq and is a predicted model, not a curated record. Bases 82 to 1311 code for a protein of 409 amino acids. Gene Ontology annotation, biological process: protein dephosphorylation.
UUUGAAGCUUUGAUUUUUUUUUUAGUUUGAAAUGAUCUGUUAGUUUUUUUAUUGAAUAAUAUUAGCCGGAGGAGAUUUUAAAUGACGGAGGUUUGUAGCAGAAUGUGGAGCGAUGAAGAUGAUGAUACGUCGGUAAAGUGCCGGAAACGGCGGAGGAGGAGGAUCGAGUUGAGGAGGCAUGCGGCAAUCUCAGCGUCCGGUGCUGGAGCGUUGCGGAGUCCGGGCCAAACGGAGGGUUCUGGAGAGAGUUCGGAUUACGUUCGCGAGGGGAAGCGGAUGCGUAUGCUGGAGGUCGCCGGCGAUAUGGUAGUGGCUAACGGUACGCAUACUUCUUCCGGAGAGGAGGAAUCGACGGCGGUGAAGACGAUAGCAGAUUUUAGUAACGGGCCGGUUUACGGGACGAUGUCGAUUUCCGGGAGAUCACGUGAGAUGGAGGAUGCCAUUUUUGUACGGACUGAACUCUGCCGGCCUGAUGUAAAUCUUAGGAGACCGGUUCAUUUCUUCGCUGUUUACGACGGUCAUGGUGGUUCUCAUGUGGCAGCAAUGUGCAGGGAAAAGAUGCACGUGUUAGUAGAGGAAGAGUUGAUGCGCGUGAAUUGCAACGGAGAGAGCGAUCGUGGGAAAGACAGCAGGUCAGUGGAGGAGAGCUGGAGAAGCGCUAUGAAAAGAAGCUUCGAGAGGAUGGAUGUAAUGGCAACGAGCACUUGCGCUUGUGGAAGCGUGGGACACCGCUGUGGGUGCCACUCUAUGGAGGUGGCCCUCGGUGGGUCCACCGCCGUGAUAGCCCUGUUGACGCCGGACCACAUAGUGGUCGCCAAUUGCGGUGACUCACGCGCCGUCCUCUAUCGAGGCGGGAAGGCCAUUCCUCUGAGUUUCGAUCAUAAGCCGGACAGACCCGAUGAACUUGCACGUAUUGAAGCAGCUGGAGGUCGGGUUAUCUUUGUAAAUGGAGCUCGAGUUGAAGGCAUUCUUGCCAUGUCCAGGGCAAUAGGAGACAAAUACCUGAAACCGGUUGUAACAUCAGAACCGGAGAUAACAUUCACAAAGAGAGAACCCGAAGAUGAGUGCUUAAUUCUCGCAAGCGAUGGUUUGUGGGAUGUCUUAUCUAGUGACAUGGCUUGUGAAGUGGCUCAUGAAUGCCUUAAAGAAGGAAGCAAUGGUGCGUUGAACCCAACACAAAAAGAAGAAGGGGCUGAACCAUUAUAUCCGUCUCGCAGCGUGCUUGCCGCCACACUGCUUACUCGGCUGGCUUUGGGACGAAAUAGUUCGGAUAACAUCAGUGUCAUAGUUGUUGAUCUAAAGAGGAGCUGAACAACAAACGGAAGUGGAAGUAUAACCCAAAAUGUUUAUAUGAACCUUGCAAGUAAAUAACUAAUGCAUGAUUCAUGAUGAUAGAAACACAUGCAUAGAUAGUUGCAGAUGGUAAGAUAGAAUUGAAUUUGGCACCAAAUUUAUGUUAGG